ACAACUACCAACCAUACGAAACCUGAGGCAGCCGCUGCCUCAACCAGAUCGUUACAUUAACCUUCUCUAAGAAUAAUAUCUUGUACUUGUUUAGUAAUAGGAUAAUAUUAUAUCCUAUUUUACUGUCACUAAUAAUAAUAAUAAUUACAAACAAAUAAGAACUAGAUCCAUCUUACUGGUAUUUAUCCACUUAACAUUAAACUUUCAAAAAAACUCAAAUAUCAAGCAAUCGGCAUUGAGCCUUCCAUACUCAUGUAUAAUGAUCCUUUGCCUCACCGUCCAAUUGAACAUUUCGGCUCACUUGCAUGUCAAAAGGCAGCUCAACACCCAUUCCUACUCGUUUCGAUUUCCAAUCAACCGGUGUCAUUAUUCGAUGGCAUCUCUUGAGAAUAUACGAGCUGUUUCGACUUUUUGCGAUAACGCCGAUGGCCGCUAUAGAGGUAUCCUAAUUCACUAUCAUAAUGAUGAUCAACAGGUUCUUGGUCAGUAUCGCCAUGACUUGACUCAAGAAGAUUUUGCUAUUUCCUUGUACGGCCUCCACUGGCAACAGUUUAGAGUUGCUCAUACGUCGUAUGUUAAAGUCGCUUUUUCACAGAAUGAACAAGAAAUGGAUAUUUUACAUGAUAAAGAGUAUGAAACAGCUUUGGGUGGGGAAAUAGUAUAGUUGUUCGAUUAUAGGCGUGAUGAUAUAUUAAAAGUAUAGAACUAAAAGAGUUUUGUUGACGAGAACAGUAGCAACUACAGGACAAAAAAAGCUGAAGGCAAUGAAGAUGAAGCUCCAGGAGGCUUGACCCGAUCUUUCGGAGUCAAUGGAUUGCCGUCAAGCUGAGCAUUUCUUACUUGUCGCUGUCAGGCGUUAAAAGUAUCGAAUGCAUCGAUGUGGAAAUAGUUGCUUGCUGCACUGUAUUAAGAUUCAGUGAAUCAGGGCUGUGAAAUCAGGAUUACUUUCGUGGUAUGUUAAAGCUCAUCCAGUAGCAAGAGACUGGGUUGAUGAUCGGAAGGCUGCUGUUUGUGCAUAUCCUCACCAUUUGGCUUGAACCAACCAUUUGCGUUGCAAUAUUGCAUUUUAUUGUAUCUUUUGGAUACUUCAUAGGGCUGUUGGAUUGGAAUUCGAAUCUGGGUGGUGAAUAAUAGGUGGUAGUGGAUUACGGAACGAAAGGGCGAUAUGAUAUG
Sclerotinia trifoliorum is the source of this 1173-nucleotide messenger RNA. The record is from the annotation of a GenBank genome assembly. Lineage: Eukaryota; Fungi; Ascomycota; Leotiomycetes; Helotiales; Sclerotiniaceae.